Messenger RNA from Liolophura sinensis, 2172 nucleotides. RefSeq names its product superkiller complex protein 8-like. Gene Ontology annotation, molecular function: protein binding. The coding region runs from base 27 to 935 and encodes 302 amino acids. NCBI's taxonomy places the organism in Eukaryota, Metazoa, Mollusca, Polyplacophora, Chitonida, Chitonidae. Gene Ontology annotation, cellular component: Cdc73/Paf1 complex. The record is from RefSeq and is a predicted model, not a curated record. The transcript has 11 exons.
CCCGGACAACAGACGAAACGAAAGCGAUGUAUUCCAUUAUAUUUAAGCAAGAACAAGCACACGAAGACAGCAUCUGGACGUGUGCCUGGGCAAAGAGUGAAAAAGAUGAUCAUGAAAACAUUGUGACUGGCUCGGUGGAUGACAAGGUCAAGGUCUGGAGAUGGACAGAUGAGAAGUUAGAACUGAAACAUGUGCUUGAGGGACAUCAGCUGGGCGUGGUCUCUGUGGAUAUGGACAACACGGGCACAUUGAUAGCCUCCAGUAGCUUAGACAGUCAUGUGAAGAUUUGGGAUGUGGAAACAGGUAACCAGGCCAAGAGUAUAGAUGCUGGGCCAGUGGAUGCAUGGACGAUCGCCUUCUCGCCAGAUUCCAGGUUUCUGGCUACAGGAAGUCACAACGGAAAGGUGAACCUGUUUGGUGUGGACACGGGGCGAAAACAGACUUCCAUGGACACUAGGGGAAAGUUUAUACUGAGUAUAGCCUAUUCUCCCGACGGUCGGUACAUUGCUUGUGGCGCCAUAGAUGGAAUCGUCAACAUUUUUGACAUCUCUACAGGAAAACUUCUGCACACAUUAGAAGGUCAUGCCAUGCCCAUUCGUUCCAUCACCUUCUCCCCAGAUUCACAGCUGCUUGUCACAGGCUCGGACGACUCUCACAUAAAGAUCUAUGACGUGCACCAGGCCCAGCUGGCAGGCACUCUCUCAGGUCACGGCUCUUGGGUCCUAAGCGUGGCCUUCAGUAGUGACAACACACACUUUGCUUCCUGCUCCUCAGACAAGACAGUCAAGGUAUGGGAAGCCUCCACCAGGACCUGUGUACACACCUUCUAUGACCACUUAGACCAGGUGUGGAGUGCCCGAUUCAGUAGUAACGGGUCCAAGUUAACAUCUGUGUCAGACGACAGAGCCAUUCACAUCUACGACUGUCCCACAUGACGGAGCAUCCACAGCUUUCUGGAGGGCGGGGGUUUGGGUUGGGUGGGGCGAGUGAUCAUGGGUUGUUUGUAGUAAUGGUGUGUACCACGAAACAGAUUUGUCAAUUCCCAAACACAUUCAGUUUGUACAUACAUGGACAUGUAUGAUUGUCCGACAGAAAGUUGCUGGUAUACCCUAAACUACAAAUGGUCAUCCAGGAUGGUACUUCUAGUUACCUCUACAAAGGGAAUGGUUGUGGCUUAUAAGGGAUGGAGAUGGUGAAAUGGCUGCCAGUAGAGAAGCAAAUUUGACUAGCCCACCCAAUGGGGUACCUUUUGCCCUGUGAUGGUGACUCAGGUCCAAGCUGUAUUGACCCUUGUUCUCUUGUCAUGGCUUGAACAACAGCAGGAAUGAACAGUAGACUGAACAGCUGAGAGGCCUACCCUAAAUGACCAUGAAUUUCGUCCAUGACUCACUUGCCCAUAUUGCCAGAUUCUGAGAGUUCUCUUGAGUUUAGAAAGGUGAUUUGAAGUUUUCUGUGACAUGGGAUGAUAUUCUACUGGAAAAUUGUACGUUUCAGCACCAUUAAUAAUAAUUUGUGACAUUUAUUUGCUUCUAAAAAUGUACUUUUGUGGGCAAAGUUUUAGGGCAUUUAGGGUAUAUUACUGUAUUUGAUGUAGAAAUUCUUCAAUGACUAACUUACUCAUUUUCCUGAAUCUGAUCGUUCUGUUGAUUUAUCAAAGAUGGUUUGAUGUUGGUUUUUAAGGCAGGACAAUAUCAUAAUGGAAAAAUGUAAGUUUUAGCACCGAAAGUUAUAUGUUAUGACCUUUAUUUUCCUAUAAGAAUCAGCUUUUGGGGGUGAAAUUCUAUGUCAGAUACAAUCAAUAUUCUUGAGUGCAGUGUAAAACACCAAGCAAAUAAAUAAAUGUCAAAUACAGUUUGUCUAUAGCAGGAAAAGUUGCCCAUACCAGUGUUGAUUGAAGUAUGCUAUUGUGGCCACACAUCAGUGUGACCGGGUUGAUAAUGCUUUCUUAUGUUUCCUACAGAGGUCAGAGGUCAGUAAACUACAGUACACUGGGUUCAAACCGUCUGUGUUGGGAGAGAAAUUUAUUUUUGUGUUCACUUUGGAACAUUGGCGAUAAUGUUCAGUGUUUUUGCUGACUUCAGCAUGUUUUUCCUUGUACCUUUGGCAUUUAUUUGUAUUCUCACAUAAAUGUUUAAAGAUCAUCCUCAUUAUGUUUAUAAAUAAAAUUCAUUA